AACGCUGAGCUCAUGCUCCGAGUUGCAGAUUUUCGCCCGGCCGCCGCCACCAGCAGCUCGGCGCGACCCAGUCGAUGGCAAUUUUGAAUAAAUGCUGCUUCGUGUGCAAUGUGCGGGAUGGAGCGCUCCUCAUCGGAGUCACUUGCAUCAUUUGUCGCGUCGUAGCAUCGAUCGCGUGUGUCGUCAUCCUAGCUUCGUACGCUCACGAAAAUGGAUCAACGCCAGAGCUGCCCGGGACCGUGAGAUACAAGCUUACGUCGUUGAAGCUUCUCCUGCCCGAUAACAUCCUGGUUAUUGUGCUGAGCGGAUUUCUGGUUAUCGGAUUAUUAAAGAAAAGGCGCUAUUACCUGAUACCCUGGAUCGUGUGGCUCUCGGCAAGCUGCAUCAUUCUUAUAAUUCUCUGGAGCCUCCGCGCCAUCAUUGCCGUCAAGGAUCAAGUUAUCAGCGACAUUGCGCUGUUGGCAGCUGCAUUGGGAAUAUUUGGACUCCAGGUAUACUUCAUCCUGGUCGUCGUUUCUCAUUACCAGAACAUGAAGAAUUCCCCAAAUCAAAUUUCCGUUGUCGUCAAGUUAUGAGGCACGAGGUUUCGGCAGCAUCUGUCUCAACGGCGCGCAUGCACACAACGAAGGCACCCCGUUUGGCGCCGGAAGCAUCGCUUUCCCAUAUUUCCAUGCGCAGACCUAUUUAUUGUGUUCCCCAACGCUGUCCAUCUCCCGACAGACUGUUAUUGAAGUUAGAGCUGCUGCCACGACAUUGUCAAAAGAUGACUGCCCUCAUUUGCCGUUUCAAUGUCGCCUGGCACAUCUCAUAGAAAAUACAAAUAUUCAGGGACAUCAAUUUACACUUUAAAAAUUUAAUAACUACGUCCUAGGUAUCUUUCCUGGAACGAUCCGAAAUUCUAACGACCGUCCGCAGAAAGUUCUGUUGACCACCUGCCCAGAUGACCCUAAAAGUGCUAUAGACGCUUUACACACGCGCCAGAUUACAGCCGCCAUUGCUGACCUUCUCUUGUCUUACCGAGAUGCCGAGCAACUGAAACGGUAAUUGACGAACCUCUACAAAGGCUGAUGCUAUAGAAAAGGACACAGUUGAAUCUAAUAUAGCAAUAACUUGGACUGCUAUGGUAAUGAUAAAGUGAAACAAACAAAAUAAGAGGAAACAAAAACUGAAGGUCAGUUAUGGCGGCAUCCAUGCACAGCUGCUGCAAAGCGUCUAUUUUUAAUGUUUGGGUAGUAGAGACCUUAAAAUGUAUAGUUCGUUGUUAUUCGUUUCUUUCCAUUCCUAUUACCAUACGUGGAUCUGUAACUAGCAAUGAUUGUAUUACUUGUUUUCUCCCCUGGCCAACAGUCACUUCAUUUUUGUAUUUGCCUACUAAGUUGUAGUAUUUCAGGCUCUUUCUGUUUUUUUCUUCAUGAUGUUACGCCUCGCACUCGUUGAAUCCCCUCGUGGAAAUAAACAGUAUAUGUAAAUAAAUGAAUAAAUAAAACAUGUAAUAUAAAUG
Messenger RNA from Ixodes scapularis (black-legged tick), 1501 nucleotides. RefSeq names its product lysosomal-associated transmembrane protein 4B. The record is from RefSeq and is a predicted model, not a curated record. The transcript has 6 exons. The coding region runs from base 75 to 575 and encodes 166 amino acids. Lineage: Eukaryota; Metazoa; Arthropoda; Arachnida; Ixodida; Ixodidae.